AUGGAUUCCUAUGAUAAGCUUAAACCCUACGGAAUUUGUAUAAAUGGUUGCAUAGAUGGUUUUUCCAGGCACAUAAUUUGGUUGAGAUUGGGUCGAACAUCAAGUGAUCCAAAGGUAAUCGCCGGAUACUAUUUGGAUGCUGUGAGAUUAACAGGUGGUUGUCCAAAAACUGUCCGGUCUGACAUGGGUACCGAAAAUGGGUUGGUGGAACGAAUACAAAAAACCUUUCAUCAAUCAUUCAAUACCGAGAGGUGUGAUAGACCAUCCUUCUUAUAUGGGAAAAGUACACAUAACCAAAGAAUUGAAUCUUGGUGGGGAAUGCUUAGAAAACACUGCGUUCAGUUUUGGAUGAACCUUUUUCAAUCACUGAAAGAUGAGAAUUUCUUCCAGGGAACGACUCUUGACAAGAUGUUAAUACAGUUCUGUUUCUCGAAGAUAAUCGAGAGAGAAAUGGUUGAAGUUGUUCAUGAGUGGAAUAUUCACAAAAUAAGUAAAACCAGAAACAGUGUAUCUCCAACUGGAAGACCAGCUUUAAUGUAUGAAGUCCCUUCUUUCUACGGAGCUCAAAGUUAUUUAGUGCCAGUACCUGCCUUUGCAAUUGAUGAACUCUCCUCUGGUUGUACAAUCCAAGAGCAUCCAUGCGACAAGGAUUUUCAUGAGCUUUGUAUUAUUUUAAUAGAAGAAAAUCAAUACGUCCAAAAUGAAAACCCAACAGAUUGUGUUUAUUUGUAUAAAAAGUUGAGAAAUGAUUUGCGUAAUAUAUUUAACAUUACCAUUUAAUAAAUGGUUUCAUUGUUCAUUAUGCUCCCGGGUUAUAAAUGAGGGACUUUU
This is a messenger RNA of Ceutorhynchus assimilis (cabbage seed weevil), 831 nucleotides long. The record is from the annotation of a GenBank genome assembly. Lineage: Eukaryota; Metazoa; Arthropoda; Insecta; Coleoptera; Curculionidae.